This is a messenger RNA of Epinephelus lanceolatus (giant grouper), 1664 nucleotides long. It is a transcript of the gene rrm2b, whose product is annotated as ribonucleotide reductase M2 b. Gene Ontology annotation, cellular component: cytosol. Gene Ontology annotation, molecular function: ribonucleoside-diphosphate reductase activity, thioredoxin disulfide as acceptor. Gene Ontology annotation, biological process: deoxyribonucleotide biosynthetic process. The record is from RefSeq and is a predicted model, not a curated record. Lineage: Eukaryota; Metazoa; Chordata; Actinopteri; Perciformes; Serranidae.
UUAAAGGGCUCAGCCAACAAAGCUGCAUUUGCAUCCACACAAGGUUAUGGCACGGAGCUGGAGGAGCUACAUUCAGCUCUCCUAAUGACACCGACGGUGGAAAAAUAACCUCAGGAAAUGGAUUUAAUGAAUAUAUGUCGGCAGCCUGAUCGUCUUAAAGAGUCGAAUGGCCUCAAGGAUAAAGACCCAGACUGGCAAAAUGGUUCAGAAACAGAGGAAGAACCUUUGCUUCGAGAAAACCCCAGGCGGUUUGUCGUCUUUCCCAUCCAGUACCCCGACAUCUGGAAGAUGUACAAGCAGGCACAAGCCUCUUUCUGGACCGUAGAGGAGGUUGAUCUAUCCAAAGAUUUGGCACACUGGGACCGCUUAAAGCCUGAGGAGAAACACUUCAUCUCACAUGUCCUAGCCUUCUUUGCUGCAAGUGACGGCAUCGUCAAUGAGAACCUGGUGCAGAGGUUCUGCCAGGAGGUGCAGGUCCCUGAAGCACGCUCCUUCUACAGCUUCCAGAUCCUCAUAGAGAGUGUUCAUUCAGAGAUGUACAGCAUGCUCAUCAACACCUACAUCAGGGACCUGAAGGAGAGGGACUACUUAUUUAAUGCCAUUCAGACCAUGCCUUGUGUCAAAAGAAAAGCAGACUGGGCCAUCCAGUGGAUAAAUGACAGCAAAUCCACAUUUGGGGAGCGCAUUGUGGCUUUUGCAGCAGUGGAGGGCAUCUUCUUCUCUGGCUCGUUCGCAGCCAUCUAUUGGCUCAAGAAGAGAGGACUAAUGCCUGGCCUCACGUACUCCAAUGAGCUGAUUAGCAGGGAUGAGGGCCUGCACUGUACCUUCGCCUGCCUGCUGUACAGCUACCUGGUGAAGAAACCAUCAGAGGACCGGGUCAAGGACAUCAUCACCAAAGCUGUUAGCAUUGAGCAGGAGUUUUUGACAGAGGCCUUACCAGUGGAUCUCAUUGGAAUCAACAGUUGUCUGAUGAAGCAGUACAUUGAGUUUGUGGCUGACCGGCUUCUCUCUGACCUCGGACUGGCCAAGGUAUACCAAGCUGAAAAUCCCUUUGACUUCAUGGAGUCCAUUUCACUCGAGGGGAAAACCAACUUCUUUGAAAAACGAGUCGCAGAGUACCAGAGAUUCGGGGUUAUGUCAAGUACGAUGGACUAUGAAUUCACUCUGGAUGCAGACUUCUGAAAUUUGGAUGACAUUUCGUACAUUAGACCUAUUUAUUUAUUUUUGUUUAAGCAGUUACUGACAUAAAGCCAUGCUCAAGUCUUGUCACAAUACUAUCAUAGUAUUACAAAGGACAAAUGAAUGGUUUUAGAUUAAAUAAAGCCGCACUGUUUCAGCGGGCAUGUAUAACUUUUGGUAAUAGGGAUUGAGAAUCACACCUGGAGUUAAGCAGCCUCAAGUAGAGUGUAUAACACAUGGAUCGUUCAAGCCCUGCUCAUGUCUACUCUUUACCUCAACAUACUGUAAGGCAGGCAUAUGACCUCAAUUUUGGUGAGUGAGGUGAUGGGAGAGAUUAUUCUGCAUCUCAUUGGACAUUUGAAGAUGGUUAAUAUCUAGAAUAUUUUUUUAUUGAGUCUGCAGAUCUGGCAGCUGGCUUCUAUGGUUGAUUGUUUUAACUUUUUUUGGUCAUUUUUAAUGUACAAUAAAAUGUUUUUUUAAAAUGA